AUGGUGGCAACUGUGGCUAACUCCGUACAGCCAAAAGGAACGCGUCUGUAUGUUCAAAAUCUUCCACUUUACGUAGACUCGACACGAUUACGUGAGCAUUUUGGAUCGCAGGGCGAGGUGACGGACGCCUGUGUGAUUCGCACGAAGGAUGGAAGCAAAUCACGGCGCUUUGGCUUCGUAGGCUUCAAAACAGCGACACAAGCCGAAAAAGCUUUAAAUUUCUUUCACCAGAGUUUUCUUGAUACUUGCAAAAUCAACGUGCGUAUGGCAUUAGAGAGGGACUCUGAUAACAUUGAAAGGCCAUGGAGUAAGUACUCGGCUGGAAGUGGACGCUAUCAAAAACUACACCCGGUGCCGAUAUCUUUGAACGACAUGAAGAGUUCGCCUGAAACGCUGAAAAGAAAGGCUGUUAAGCAGGAGGAAACGAGCGGAGAAUUUCAAGAAUUCGUUGAAACCAUGCAGGCCCGAUCAAAGACUAAAUUUUGGGCUAAUGACGAUGUACAGUUAUCGGUGGACGUCAAUGCAGCAUCUAAGAGUGCAGAUAUUGUGAGUGCUGAUGACAGUGAUGACGAGUAUCAAGAAGUUGAAGGAAUGGCAAAUACAGAUGAGGAUGGAGAAAGUGAGGAUGGCGCAAAGAAUAAGGAGAAGAAUAGAGCAUCAGAGAACAUGUCUGAUAUGGACUUCUUGCUCUCAAAAGUGAGUAAAGGCCUUGAUAAAGAUUCAAGUGAUGAAGACAUAAUGGAUGAGGCUGUAGGUGAUGUAGAGAUCAAAGCCGUUGAGCCUACAACUGAAAAGAGGAGUCAGCUGCCAAAUCAAGUUGAUACUGAAGAUAAAAAACCCUGUUCGCGCUUGUUUGUGCGAAAUUUGCCGUUCACGACGGUAGAGGAGGAUUUAAACGCUUUAUUUUCGUCCUAUGGGCCCGUGGAGGAGGUGCACAUGCCACUGGAUGAAAGCCGUCGUCGCAAGGGCUACGGCUUCGUGACUUUUCGAACAGCAGUGGACGCUCAAAAUGCUCUUGAAGCUGUGAAUGGAAUGGCGUUUCAAGGUCGAUGUCUGCACGUGAUUCUUGCGCGUUCCAAGCCCGUAAAGGUUGAUCCGGAGGCGGCUUUAGCUGACCCAAAUCUUACUUACAAACAGCGCAAAGACUUAGAGCGUCAGAUCCAGGCUCAAAAGAAGACUGGCUGGAAUGCCUCGUAUAUUCGCGGAGACGCGACUGUUGGCUCUCUCGCUGAGCGCAUGGGUGUAAAACGGGGUGAGAUCAUGGAUAAAGAACAAAGUAACAUGGCCGUACGUCUUGCUAUUGGUGAAACAAUGUUAGUCAAAGAAAACAAAGACUUUUUUGCUCGAGAAGGUGUAGAUUUGAAUGCUAUCGAAGGUGUUCUCGUAAAGAAGGCUGACCAACACCAGUCAAAGAAAAUUGAGCGAAGCACGACGGUUAUAUUAAUCAAGAAUCUACCACAUACCACAGACGAAGAUGAGCUAGCUCAACUGUUCCGUAAAUAUGGUGAGAUCAGCCGUUUUCUAUUGCCGCCUUCCAAGACUCUUGCUUUAGUUGAGUUUCAUGAACCAUCGGAAGCACGCAAAGCCUUUCGCUCAAUAGCAUAUAAGAAGUACCAGCAUGCUCCGCUAUACCUUGAGUGGGCUCCAUUGAAAGUAUUUGGGCACCCUGUAGCGAUACAUUCGACCGGAGAUCCCGUGACAUCCGAGCAAAAAGGUAUCAAAACGACGUCAGCUGUUGUACCUGACUUCGACGAGGGAGAUGAUAUUGUGAGCGACGUAAGACAUACAAUUUGCGUGAAAAAUUUAAGCUUUUCCACAAAUGAAGCAGCUCUCGAAAAGGUCUUUAAGUCUUGUGGAAAGUUGCGCAAAGUGACUGUGGCUCGUCGGAAAGAUCCAAAGCGUGGUAUGCUAUCAAUGGGCUUUGGGUUUGUGGAAUACGUUGAUGCAAAACACGCCGAACGUGCGCUUCAAACACUGCAGCAAACUGUCGUGGAUGGUCAUGCGCUGAACUUGAAACUGUCUCAAAAAAAGGCUUCAAAUACUCUUAUGCGCGCAACUAAAGGUGAUAUCAAUGGUCGACAAUCCAAAAUAAUUGUUCGCAACGUCGCAUUUGAGGCCACAAGUAACGAGAUUCGUGAGCUAUUCGGUGCAUUCGGUCAACUUAAGCGCGUGCGCAUGCCAAAGAAAUUUGAUGGCAAACACCGUGGUUUUGCUUUCGUAGAGUUCCUGACAGAUCAGGAAGCCCAAAAUGCAUUUUCGGCUCUUGCUAGCUCGCAUUUGUAUGGACGGCAUCUUGUACUCGAGUGGGCCGAGGAUGCUGACGAUAUUGACACCUUGCGAGCCAAGGCCUCACGCGAUUUGACGGCUAUUAACGACAGCGAGCGUCGCAAGCGCAUGAAACGUCAGAAGGAAGACAUCGACAACGAUGACAUGGACUUUUGA
Plasmopara halstedii is the source of this 2442-nucleotide messenger RNA. Its product is annotated as rna recognition motif-containing family protein. The coding region runs from base 1 to 2442 and encodes 813 amino acids. The transcript has 2 exons. Gene Ontology annotation, molecular function: RNA binding. Lineage: Eukaryota; Oomycota; Peronosporomycetes; Peronosporales; Peronosporaceae. The record is from RefSeq and is a predicted model, not a curated record.